AGAGAGAGCGAGAGAGAGCGAAAGAGAGGCUGGGAGGAGUGCGUGGGGGGGGAUGGUGUUUACGUUGGAAUGUGACUGUGUUCACUUCCUGGGAGAUGGGGCGUACUGAGCACCACACGCAGCAGAAAGGAAGAGGGGAAAGCUGCCAGGGAGAGGGUGGCUAUACAGCUUCUUCUUCAGCCAGAGCCAGCGAAACAAGCAGCACGGCGUGAGAGCAGGGACACGUCUCAGCAUCCAUGGAAGGGGACAGGAUUCAUCUGCCGUUGCGGGCCUAAGGGAUAUUUUGCUGUAGCAAUUUUACAGAUGGAAGAAGUGAGGAUUUCUUCCAGGGGCUAUGAAUCCAACAAAGACGGAUCCCACGUCAACUCCAUCAGCGUGUGUUAGCGCCAAGCCUGCCUCAGCUUCACGCUCACGAAGGCGCAGGAAGCCAUGGGAAGCGUCAGCAGUCUGAUCUCAGGUCACAGCUUCCACACCAAACACUGUCGCGCCACAGAGUACAAACCCAAGAGGACCUCUCAGCCGAAGAGGGCGGCUCGCAACCUGGACGGCUUGCUGCGCUAUGGCUUCUCCCACGAGCCCACCAGCAAUCCCAGUAAGGCCAGUCACCCAUCAGAGAAGAACGAGGACUUCUUGUACAUCAAGGUGAGCCAGAAGCCCCGGACUCCCCACCAAAGACAACUGCAAAUGGAGGAACAAUUAGAAGGGCCAGCAGAUAUGGAAGCUAGCAGCUGCACCCCUCCCCAACUGGUGCCCAUGUCUGGCAAACUGGACAAGGGCAUCGAGAAGAGCCUGAUACGACCAACAGCCUUCAAGCCCGUCAUCCCCAGGAGCAGCUCUGCUUCAGAAAGCCACAACGUAUGUCACAUGGCCAACAAGAGGCACAGCCCCUCGGACAGAGGCAAGGACACAAACGAGCAGAGGCUGGAUGCAAACUCGGGGACGCUCUCCGAUUCGGGCAGGAACUCCAUGUCCAGCUUGCCCACACACAGCACUAACGGCAGCAGUCAUAUGGACAACUUUCCCAGCGCCGUGGGAGUACUGACCCAUCUUGGGGGGUCUGCCCACAGCCUGGGCCACACCCAGCAGCUAAGCUCCUCAUUGGGGAGUAAAGGGACAAACAGUACAGGCAGCAAGCCCCCACCGCACCCUGCUGGGGAGGGAACCUCCCCUGAAAAACAGGACAUGUUCUCAGAGAGCGCCGGGGGCUGUAUGCGGUCCCCCAUUUCCAUGGACGAGUCCCUCAUUGAGCUGCUGGAGCAGAGGCUGCUGGAGAGGGAGAAUGAGCUCCAGGAGCUGCAGGUCAGCUUCGAGGAGAAGGAAGCAGAUACUUGCAAGCUCUUCCAGGAGAAGCAGAGGUACUGUACCGAGGAGAUGGAAGGCCUCAAGCAGAGGUGCUCCAGCCAGCUUCGGCAGAUUUCCCAGAAAGCCCUGAGGGCCCAGCAGCUCCUGCAGCUCCAGGUCUUCCAAGUCCAGCAGGAGAAGCAGCAGCUGCAGGAGGAUUUGUCCCAGUUGACCAAAGAGAAGGACUUAAUGGAGGUACAGCUCAGGACAUAUGAGUCAAAGCAGACUCAAAUGACUCCGACUCUCGAGGAAACGCAGUGGGAGGUAUGCCAGAAGUCUGGGGAAAUCUCCUUGCUGAAACAGCAGCUGAAGGAUUCCCAGGCAGAUGUGAGCAACAAGCUGAAUGAAAUUGUCAGCCUGAAAGCCACGCUGAAGGACACCAAGAUAAGGAUGGAAGCACUGGAGCAGAAAAUCAAGGAACAAGAAGACGCCGUCCGUUCCAAAACCGUGGAUCUGGAGGUGUGCAAGAACGAGUUACAGCGGAAGAAGAACGAGGCUGACCUGCUCAGAGGGAAAGUGGGACAGCUGGAGACAGACAUACAGGGCAUGAUACAGGACAUGGCACUGGCCAAAGAGUUGGCUACAGGACGGGGUGGAAUUAAAAGCCAGCCAGACAUUGGUGAGGAUGUGGAGGCCCUCCAGAGGGCGCUGGAGAAGCUGAAAGAACAGCUGAGGGAAGAGCGGCAGCAGAAGGAGGACAUGGUGAGCAACUUCCAACUGGAGAGGCAAACAUGGGACGGAGAGAAGGACAAGGUCAUCCGGUACCAAAAGCAGCUCCAGUACAACUACCUGCAAAUGCACCAGAGAAACCAGGAGCUGGAGAAAGUCCUCAGGGAGCUGACUGUAGAACUGGAGAGCCGGCCAGAGGUGGACUUAGACGUCCAGAGUGCAGACAUACAUUUCGAAGAUAUCAUCGCAACUGAGAUAUGAACUACCACGAACGAGGAGCACCGAGAUCAGCCAUUAGAGUGACAUGAGUCACACACCAUCCGAAAUGACCGUAAAUUCCUCUUCCAGAGGAUUCCCAAACAAUGUGGGGAAAAAAGGGAAAAAAAAAAGCUUCAAGUGUUAAAUGUUACUCACUGCUGUACGUGUUAAGAAUAAUGGAUGUAUAUAUUUAAAUUGGUAAUUGCUAUUUAUUUUCAUAAGUAUAAGAAUUACAUGCAAUUUUUUAUUUAAAACUAAAUGUCUGAAGGCACUUAAUAGUUUUAUAAGUUACAGUUAACUCCGUGAGUGCACUCCACUGUCAAAACACAAUACUUUCAAAACACAAAACUCUACAUUUCUACUGUAGUUAAGCUGUAUUUACUAUAUUUACAUAAUGCUGAGGGAUAAGACAAAAACUGAAGUCUUUGCAACUCAUGAAGAUAUGCACAUUAACCCUAAACCAUGCACCUCUGAUUAUAAAUGGGUGGUGAAUUCAUAUAUUAUAUACUGUACCUGUAUUUUAGCUUUAUUUUAAAUCGUUCAAAACUUUAGAUUUGUGCCUUUCCCUGCUGUUAUAAGGACACUAGGGGAAAACAGGUUAUUAAUUUGUAAGCAUGAUAUUAAUUUUACGGCAUGAGGUCUUCGUUCUGAUAUGGAGGGGAAGUGGUACAUUGCAGAUUCCCUCCAGAGACACCAUGCAAACAGCUGAUGACACUUAUAAUUACAAUAUAUGACGGCCAAUGCAGCCAUGCUCGAGGACAGGUAAUAUUACAAGGGAAUGAGCAGAGAGGUCUAUUAAGAUGUGGAAGCCUGUGGCAUUCAGCCAGUUUAAAUGUGGUGCUUUUUCUGUUACAGAAUCAUUUUGAUCACAAUUACAACACAGUAUUAAGCACGCAAACAGAGUGGAAACACCAGUUCUCAAAGUUGCCCAGAAAGUCACAGGUAGACUUAGUUCCCACCUGAAAUCUUGCAAUAUACAGCAGCCCACUAAGACAAAAACCCUUUUUUUGAAAAGCAUUAAAAUAAAGGAAAAGAAUAAAAAUAGUAUUGUUCUGUUAGCGUAACUGAUUCAUUAAUUCAAUCAGAUAUAUUUAAAACUGCAAACUUUUGUAUUGGACGUUUUUUUAAGUUUGGUACAGAUUCUUGUUCCUGGUAUAUGUCUCAUGAAUAAUCACAGUUCCUUGCAAAUUACAAAUACAGACCUUAUAUCAUUCAUCAGGAGACCUACAGCUCACGAACACUCCUGCAGUAUUACGCCAAUAUGCCAAAAGUAUCAUGAUACUACAUUAGUGCCCCAUCUAAAGCCUGCAACAGAAAUUGAGAAAUGUGACAAAAUGGGAAAAUAUUCCACUGAUCUCUACAUUUAAGGUUGCUUUAUGGAUGUGUGCCGGUCUUGAAGAAUAUUCCAUCAACACAGGUCCACUGACAAAGAAAAGGACUGUCGUCAGGUGACAUAAUGAGUCUCUAAUCAGGUAGUUGUGGGGACUCGUACACCAGGAGCAUUGGCCUCUUCUGCCAGUGCCUCUGGACUCGACAAACACUUUACAAUGGAGUUUGUCUACACAGAUAGGUGCAAAAUGUCCAUUGUUAUUUAUAUAUGGAAUAUUUUUUAUUUAAAUAAAUGAAAAGGUUUUCACCAAGUUGUCAGAUUACACUUCUGUUUAAAUCUCACAAUUUUGCAUUUAAGGACGCCUCUUAGAAAAAGAAUGAACAUUUUAUUAUAGUGGCACAUAAAAGUUCAUUUAUUCAUUUUUAUUCCUGCUGCCUUAUUUUUAUGGUACUAUUCCACUUGUCUAAACAUGCUUUAUUGAACAAUUACUGGCUUUAAUAUCAAAGCAAGUACAUCUAGUUUAACCACUUGGCGAUACUGAAAUCUGCAACUUAAGCAACAGUGACAAAAUGAGUGCAGCGGAAUAUAACCAUGUUCAAAUAAAGACCUAUAACAA
This is a messenger RNA of Paramormyrops kingsleyae, 4214 nucleotides long. It is a transcript of the gene lzts1, whose product is annotated as leucine zipper, putative tumor suppressor 1. Gene Ontology annotation, cellular component: dendritic spine. Gene Ontology annotation, biological process: regulation of dendrite morphogenesis; regulation of synaptic plasticity. The record is from RefSeq and is a predicted model, not a curated record. NCBI's taxonomy places the organism in Eukaryota, Metazoa, Chordata, Actinopteri, Osteoglossiformes, Mormyridae.